AUGAAAAAGGAACAACAUACAUAUCAAUGCAACGAACCGAAUGAAUCUCUGGCUAGUAAUGGUGGUUCAAACUACGCAGAGGGUUUUAUGAAAAAUGGAAUAGAAGAAAGAGGCUUCCUGAACUGUAAUGACAAUUGUCAUUAUGAAAAUAAUGAAAUGAAAGACCCCACGAGACAUAAGAAUAAGGGCAUUUUGAAUGAUAAAAAAAAUGAACAAUUUAGUAAGAUAAAAAAAUCCCCAAAUAAUGCAAUGCCAAUGAUAAGGAAAAAAAAUGUGAACAUUAAUCAUAAUGAGGAGAUUGUUCCAUAUGUAUGUACUCUAGUUUCGUACAAAAAUUACACCAUUUUUUUCAUAACACCUAAUGGAAAAUUUGCUGUAUGGGUACAUUCCCACAAUGUCAUUUUUCCCUUUUCGGUGGAACAAGAAACUGAAAUAAUUUUUGGUGAAAGGAAUUAUCCCUUUUUGGAAAUGUUCUGUGCCAAAUUUAUGAAAGAUCAUGCCCCUUUGUUAAAGUACAAGCCUAUUAUAUUUGCUAUAUCUCUUCACAAAAUGUGCUUCGAUGACACGAAAGUUUUAACAGAUAUAUUUUCCACGUUAAGCUCUAUGGUAAAGUAA
Messenger RNA from Plasmodium gonderi, 615 nucleotides. RefSeq lists its product as hypothetical. The transcript has a single exon. The coding region runs from base 1 to 615 and encodes 204 amino acids. NCBI's taxonomy places the organism in Eukaryota, Apicomplexa, Aconoidasida, Haemosporida, Plasmodiidae. The record is from RefSeq and is a predicted model, not a curated record.